AUGGCCGCAGACGCGCACAAACUGCUGAGCCACCUGUCCCAUGACACUGCGCAGAGCGUGUUGGCCUGGCUGAACUCCAGGGGAAAGGACCUGCCGGUGCACAUACCUCUGUCCACAAUCAGGUUUGCACGGGAGUGCUUCUCGAUCAUAGAUGCAGACAACAAUGGCACGCUGGAGGCGGAAGAAUUGCUGGCCGUGUUCAAAGCGCUGGGCCAGCCAGCCAGCCUGCGCCAGGUGACGCGGCUGGUGGAGAGCGUGGCAGGCGCCGGCGCCCAGUCCCUCCGCUUCAGCGACUUUGCCCAGGCAGGCAUGAUGCACGGCGCCAUGGCUGAGCGGCGGCCAGGGGAGGUGAAUCUGCACAGCCUGCUGCAGCAGGAGGUCAACCUGGGGGGAUCGGGGCGAGGCGACGGCGGGGGGGGUGAGGAGCAGGAGGCGCCGCUCAACUGGAGCGACUUCCACCUGCUCGCCAAGGCGUUCAGGCGGCGGGUGGUGCUCGACGGGGUGAUCAACUGCACAGAGGGGUGGCGGGAGAAGGUGGCGGCCCUCGCGGAGCGCCGCGCGGCCAGCUCGCAUGCUGGCGCCGUCACCGCAGCUUCGGUGUGGAGGCAUCGGGUGCAGCGGCUGGCGCAGGCGCAGCCAGCGAGCGGUCAGGGUGCCGGGACAGCACAGGGGCCAGAUGCAGGCGCUGAGGCGGCGGCAGGGAUGCUGCCUAGCACUGGCGGCGGCGACGGUGGCGACGCGCUGUGUGGGGCCAUCAGCGCUGGGCCCACGCCCAGGAGCGCCUGCGGCUCAGACAUCCGGGUUGAUGCAGAGGAGGAGGGGCGGGGCCAGGAUCGGCACGCGCUGGGCAACAGCAGGCACCAAGCGCCGGAUCAGCAGGCGCCUGGCAUCAGCAGGCGCCAGGCGCCGGGGCCUGCAGGCAGCUACGGCGACAUUUUCGAUGUGUAUCUGUCGGGGGUUGCAGCCGGCACGCCAGCCGCGGCCGCCCUCCUGGCGAGGCGGCUGCUGGCAGGACCGUGA
Molecule: messenger RNA, 1020 nt
Organism: Chlorella variabilis
Lineage: Eukaryota; Viridiplantae; Chlorophyta; Trebouxiophyceae; Chlorellales; Chlorellaceae
Exons: 8
Coding region: 1-1020 (339 amino acids)
Molecular function (GO): calcium ion binding
Source: RefSeq, a predicted model, not a curated record